Molecule: messenger RNA, 3771 nt
Organism: Rubroshorea leprosula
Lineage: Eukaryota; Viridiplantae; Streptophyta; Magnoliopsida; Malvales; Dipterocarpaceae
Source: the annotation of a GenBank genome assembly
UGCAUGCAUUAAUUGCAAUUUUUUAUCAAUUUUAUUGAUCACCUAAUUAAAAUUCUACACAUGUUUUAUUACCCAAUUUUUUUCUCUGCCCCUUCUUUAUAUUAAAAAUGUUUUAGGAUAGAACUUAACUUUUUAAAAAUCAUAAAUUUUGAACUAGAUAACAAUGUUUCACAAGCCAAUCUCAACUCAGUUCUAUGCAUGCAUCGACUGUAAGUUUUUCCUUCAUAAAUCAUGUUCUGAGCUACCACUGAACAUCACUCACCCCUUUCAUGAUAAUCAUCCUUUCACUCUUUUAGCCAGAGCACCAGACUCGGCUUCUUGUAAUUUUUGUGGUAAGUUACUAGUCACCCAAUUAGUUUACCACUGUUCUUCUUGUAAAUUUGACCUUGACAUCAAAUGUGCCUUGCUCCCAGAAUUCCUCAAUGGAGAGUUUCCAAAAGUUGAUCAUCAAAUUCAUGUUGAACACCCACUCUUCUUCAUCAAAAAUCUUAGCCAUGAAGUUAAACUAGCUUCUUCCCGCUAUUGCAGUGUUUGCUUAGAACAGUUAUCGAAUGCUUCCUUUUACACUUGUGUUGUUUGCAAGCUUUUUCUUCAUAAAUCAUGUUUUGAGACUGAGCUACCAUUGAACAUCAAUCACCCUUUCCAUGAGAAGCACACUCUUACUCUUACUCUUCUUAAAAGGGAGAGUGGGGCACUUUGUCAAUUUUGUCAGAAGAGUCGUUAUCCUGCGGGAUUGUUUUACCAUUGUUCUUCUUGUAAUUUCAACCUUGACAUCAAAUGUGCCUUUCUCCCACAAUUCCUCAAUGGAAAUUUCCCAAAUCGUGAUCAUUAUUUUAGUAAUGUUGAUGAACACCCACUCUUCUUCAUUCAAAAGGACCUUAUUAGCAGCAAUAAAGUUGAACCACUAUAUUCUUAUUGCUUUGUUUGCCCAGAAUCGUUAUCUGGUAGUUCUUUUUAUUACUGCCCAGAAUGUCAACUUUUCCUUCAUAAAUCAUGUGUUUUUGAAGAGCUACCUUUGAAAAUUAAUCACUCUUUUCAUGAUAAACAUGCUAUUACACUAACCCGAAAAGGGAAUAAUGAAAUAGCAUGUAACUUUUGUCUUAAUGUCACCAAUGGAUUAGUGUACAACUGUAGUUCUUGCGAGUUCUACCUUGACACCCGAUGUGCUUUGCUCAUCACCAAAGAUCUCCCAAAACGUGAUCGUCAUUUUAGGCAUGAUGAACACCCACUCGUCUUCGUCAAAAUGCUCAGCGACAUAGCUAAAAUAAAUUCUUCCUGCUCUGUUUGCUCAAAACCAUUAUUGGGCACUUCUUUUUACAGUUGUCCUGAUUGUCAAUUUUUCUUUCACAAAGAAUGUGAGGCAGAGUUGCCAACUAAGAUUAGGCAUUUUACUCACCCUCAACACCCUCUUAUUCCUAAAUUUUCCUUAUGUACCUGCCAAUUUUGCCAAGGUAAAAGUGAUGGGAAAGAAAUUGGAUAUCAAUGUCCCUCUUGUGACUUUUAUAUUCAUCGUAAGUGUACCUUACCCCGGUUUGUCCCAGAAAGUAAGAUCCAUGACCACGACCACCAGUUGAUCCCACUCUUAAGGGAAAAUCUCUUCAUCAUUUGCGAUGCAUGUGGGGGCUCAGGAGAUUCUGCUGGCUAUUUUUGUGUUGAAUGCAAUCUCAUGGUCCAUUGGGAUUGUAUUUUGCUGCCAAAAACCAUCAAAUUCAAACUGCACAAUCAUCAUCUACUUGGCCACAACUAUAGGUUGCCACAAAAAGAGGGUGAAAGAUGGACCUGUCAGUAUUGUUUUAAAAAGGUGGCGGCAGAGUAUGGGAGUUACAAAUGUUUGCAUUCGGACUGUAAUUAUAUUCUCCAUGUGAGUUGCGUAAAAAAGAAUAAAGGUCGUCUUUAUAUUGAAGUUGAGUCAGAAAAUGAGGAACGCGAUGAUGAGGCUUCUUCUUCUUCUUCUUCUGCUAGUUGUGCUGUGGUACUAGGAGACAAGACAAAGCAUUUCAGUCACAAGCAUAAGGAAAGUAAUGAUGAGGUUUCUUCUUCUUCUAGUUGUGCUGUGGUGCUAGGAGACAAGAUAAAGCAUUUCAGUCACAUGCAUGAAUUAGUGCGUGAUAACAAGGAGAUUAUUAUGAAUGGUGAUGAAGAAUGUUGCGAUGGGUGUGCAUUGCCAAUCUUAACUGCCGCUUACAGUUGUCCACAAUCAGAGUGUAAUUUCUCCCUUCACAAGGCCUGUGCCCAAAUUGGAGAGCACAAACCACAUUGGGCUUUCCAAGAUCCUCUUCGAGUCAGCAUGGGGUGCCAUUUCAGAUGUCGAUUUUGUAAGUAUGACUGCAGCGGUUUUUAUUGCAUUGAAGAUGGUAUUCGCCUCAGAGGUAGUGAGAUCCCUUUCAUCACUACCCAUGAAGCACAUGCUCAGCAUUCCCUCUUCUGUGAUCGAGAUCACAAGGGACCAUGUAGUGGCUGCGGUAAAGAAAUGGGUGAUUAUGGUGGUUACAGAUGCACGCUAGCAGAAAAAGAGGAGAAUUGCAAAUUUUUUACCUUGGACUACAGAUGCCUGACACGGCCCCUUGAAGUUCAACAUAGGUUCCACCAUCACCCUCUAAAACUCACUUAUGAAGAUCCUUACAAGGAUGAUGAUGGUGAUCCAUUUCAACACAUGUGUGAAAUCUGUGAAGAUAGAAGAGAUCCAAAGCUCUGGUUUUAUCGGUGUGAUGAGUGCAAUUUUGAUGCUCAUCCCGAUUGCAUUUUCGGUGAAGAAAAAGAUGGUAUUUGCCUCAGAUGUAUCGAGAUCCCUUUCAUCAUUACCCAUGAAACACAUGCUCAGCAUUUCCUCUUCUGUGAUCCAGAUCACAAGGGACCAUGUAGUGGCUGCGGCAAAGAAAUGGGUGAUUAUGGUGGUUACAGAUGCACGCUAGCAGAAGAAGAGGAGAAUUGCAAAUUUUUUGCCUUGGACUACGAAUGCCUGACACGGCCCCUUACAGCUCAACAUAGGUUCCACCAUCACCUUACAGCUCAACAUAGGUUCCACCAUCACCCUCUAAAACUCACUUAUCAAGAUCCAAGGGAGGCUGAUGGUGAUCCUUCUCAACACAUAUGUGACAUCUGUGAAGAUAGAAGAGAUCCAAAGCAUUGGUUUUUUCGGUGUGAUAAGUGCGAUUUUGAUGUUCAUCCCGAUUGCGUUCUUGGUGAAUUUCCUUUUAUCAAGCGCGGGAGCCUUUCUGAAUAUUUUAGAUGUGAUUCUCAUAAACGACCUCUCUUACAUUUCCAGAGUGAGGAACAUCCCUAUCCGAAAUGUGUUGGAUGUGGCCAUCCUUGCGAAGAUCAACUGGCUCUUAAAUGUCCACACUCUGAAUGCAACUUUACUCUGCAUUUGAAUUUGGACUGCUACAAUUCUCGAGCAAAGGUUAAAAUUCUGUCACCAACUAAUUGAAGAACCGGUAGUUGCUUUGCUUGGAUUGGAAGACUUAACAUAUGCAGACGAUUUGAAAACAAAAGGAACUCAUAAUGUAUUUAAGAAUGGAGAAGGCAAAGUCUUCGUUUUCGACUCUGGUAUGUCUUACCGUCCAACCCGACUGGUAAUUUUUCUCCACUUUAGAAGAUAGUCUUACUUAGAGGAAGUGAGCUUUAUAAAUGUCUAGACACAAUUCUGUAAAACUUUGGAACUCAAAACUUUUUCAUGUUUCAUACUGCCCUAUAUCCAGAUAUUUUGAUUUACCAUAAUGGAGACAUCUGCUUCAAAAUCAGUUACAUGUCAGGUAGUUUGUAGCAUUGUUU